Tribolium castaneum (red flour beetle) is the source of this 1222-nucleotide messenger RNA. Its product is annotated as leucine-rich repeat-containing protein 70. The record is from RefSeq and is a predicted model, not a curated record. Lineage: Eukaryota; Metazoa; Arthropoda; Insecta; Coleoptera; Tenebrionidae. Gene Ontology annotation, molecular function: protein binding. The transcript has 2 exons. The coding region runs from base 215 to 1183 and encodes 322 amino acids.
AUUUUCCUCACACGAAUGCAUUUCUUGUCCCAACUAAUCAGUGCAUAUUGAGGCACUGUUCUAAAUAUAAUUUGAUAGUAUCAAAAUAUUUGACUAAAAUACACCGCAAGAAAAUGGUUCGUAUUUUGAAUUUAAACUGAUUGAUAACCCUGGUAACCCAGAUAUCGGUUCUGACUGUAUUCAGUAAUAAGAGGAUUAAGUUGAAUGAAAUAACAUGUUACUUAUGAAAACUGUAAUUUUGUUCCUGGCAUGCAUUGCCCUAUCGUCGUGCCAAGACGUGGAAAUUAAUAAUAAGUGCUCCUACUCUAUGAACAAAUCAAUUUUUGGAUGCCAGGAUUUGUCAGACAGUGUGAAAAAUAUUGACGGGUUUAUCACACCCCAAACCCGAAUGCUAAUGAUAAGAAACAGCAACGUACGAUUCGCCCCUUAUCACCACAAUCUGACAAAUUAUCAACAUCUCAUUAACUACAACAUUAUCGAUAAUAAUCAAGUACAAAUCGACGAAUUUGCCUUUUAUGGUAUGACUAAUUUAAAUUAUCUCCGAAUCACAGGAAACUACCUUCCUGUUUUGAAAAACGACACAUUUGUCGGACUUGACAAUUUAGUAUUUUUACUUUUACCGAAGAAUAAUAUUUCGUCGUGUGAACCAAAAUCAUUCGUUGGCUUGCAAAGUGUGACACAAAUUAACCUUGCUGAAAAUAAAAUUCAGACAAUUCAGAGUAAUUUGUUUAGUAAUCUUAACGAGUUGAAUCAUUUGUUUCUUGACCACAAUCAAAUUAAAAAAAUUGAGAUGCAUGCUUUUGCGGAUAUUCCAAAUCUGGAAGUAAUUGAUUUGAGUUUCAAUAAAUUGGAAAUUGUAAACACAGACGUGUUUAAUGCUGUGCACAAACUGAACACUUUACUUCUCCAUUUCAACAAUAUCAAAACUCUUGCGGGAAUUUUUCACUUAAAUAACUUAAAGUUCUUAAGGUUGGAUAACAACAAUUUGGACGAAAUUGAAGGAAACACUUUUGCAAACUUGGAAAAUAUUUAUACCAUUGACUUGUCACAUAAUAAUUUGUCCACUAUAACGAGCCAACCGUUUGUCCAUUUAAAAUCGCUUAAACACUUGCAUUUGGGCGGAAACAAUGCCAAUGCUUCAUUUUUUGAGCGCCUUAAAGAAACGGUCUCUGUUGUAACAUAAUCUGUAUCUGAUCUUUGAAUAAAUAAAUGUUAUUAAGAA